AAAAGUCAAAAAGAUAUGAACUGCUAGUUUUUGAAAAGUAGUGUACCAUGCUGUUCUUAGCAGACCAUUUUAUUCUGUCUAGUGUUUGAUGUUAGGAAUUCAAGGAACUAAUCAUAGGGUUGAAUUUCUUUAGCUUGGUGUUCAUCAAGUUUGAGUAAAGUGACAAUGGCUGAUGAUAUUAGGUUCUUUGUGACAUAUUAAGAACUGGUGGUCUUCCUGGGAGGGAACUUGGACCUCAGCCAUAUCUGUAUUUUGCAAAUGAUGACCUUGAAUACCAGGUUAGUUAUGCUGUAAUAUUUAGAAAUCAGUUGCUUGUCCUGACUUUCAUGCAACCUUCAGUUUCUUUUCAAUAGUUCUUGUGCAAUCUUUUUAUACAAGUAGCAAUAAUAUACUAACGAUUAAAGGUAGGCUGCUUUUCCUACCGAACGUCUUGGGAUGGGGGCCUUCAGAAUUGCAUUGGAAUCUGUCUUCAAUAGAAUUCACACCAAUUCUCUGCAGUAUACAUCUUUUGGGAAGCCAAACCCAUUUGUAUUUAAGAAUGCUGAAAAUGUGUUGAAGCGGCUAGUCUCAUCUCUUCAUCCCAAUCAUAACGUGGUGGAUUCUGCAAAUUCUGGAAGUCAUGAUUUUCAAAGACUAUAUAUGAUUGGAGACAAUCCUUCAGUUGACAUCAGAGGAGCACGGCAGGCAGGCCAUCCCUGGUUUUCAAUUUUGACUAGGACGGGGGUCUUCAAGGGAAAGGAUAAUCACCCUGAGUUUCCAGCUGAUCUGGUCGUUGACACAGUGGAAGAAGCCGUAGAUUAUAUUCUGAAAAAGGAGCUCGCAUGUUGAAAUGAGCCCCCAAUUGACCCAAACUCUUCUCAUUGGCUUUAUUCUUUUCUUUUCCCCUUUAUUAAAUCGGGGAUCAGGGUGAGCAUUUUAUGUUAUACAGAAUUAUAAUAUUUCUUGAAUUAAUGUUUCGAGAUUUUCUUCUUUACCAUUGACAUUGAAUCAUUAGCGUCUCUGUUGUACAUCAUUAAUAAUGUGAUUCCAUUGAUAUUCCAAUUUUACUCUGAGAAACUCUGUGCUACACUAGUGAUUGUUUGCUAAAUUUACUAAAUGGUGUAUUAAAUU
This is a messenger RNA of Rubroshorea leprosula, 1110 nucleotides long. NCBI's taxonomy places the organism in Eukaryota, Viridiplantae, Streptophyta, Magnoliopsida, Malvales, Dipterocarpaceae. The record is from the annotation of a GenBank genome assembly.